Messenger RNA from Trematosphaeria pertusa, 1974 nucleotides. RefSeq names its product amino acid transporter. The transcript is spliced from 7 exons. Gene Ontology annotation, cellular component: membrane. Gene Ontology annotation, molecular function: transmembrane transporter activity. The record is from RefSeq and is a predicted model, not a curated record. The coding region runs from base 112 to 1773 and encodes 553 amino acids. Gene Ontology annotation, biological process: transmembrane transport. NCBI's taxonomy places the organism in Eukaryota, Fungi, Ascomycota, Dothideomycetes, Pleosporales, Trematosphaeriaceae.
UUAUCGUAGAACCCGCAAAGCAAAUCCAGGCAAUCAAACUCUUUAUAAUCCGGUAUCGUUCACUCCUGAGAGCCUUCGGCGGGCACAGGAGAGAGGUCACGAAAUUUCACCAUGGAGAAAGCCAUUGACCUCCAGACCUUCGACGAUGACAUCCUUCGUCAGAGGGGCAAGAGCUCCGUAUCAGACGCGAAAGGCGCCAGUGAUUUCGACCGCGACAGGUAUGAGCUGGCGCGCGUGGGAAAAAAGCAGGUUCUAAAGCGCCGCUUCGGACUGGUCAGCAUGACGGGGCUUUCUUGCGGUUUGAUGUGCACCUGGGAGAGCCUAUUAGUCGUGUUUGCGAUCGGCUUCCAAAAUGGCGGACCUGCGGGCCUGAUAUAUGGCUUCUUGCUCAUAUGGCUGGGCAACCUCUCAGUCUUCAUUGUUAUUGGAGAGCUUUCUAGUGCAAUCCCCACGGCCGGCGGACAGUACCAUUGGGUAUCGCUACUUGCGCCUCGCUCAAGUAGGAGAUUUUUUAGUUACAUCACCGGCUGGCUUACCGUGAUUGGCUGGAUUGCCGCGCUGACAGCUGUCUGCUUUUUCGUUGCGGACCUCACUUUGAACCUAGUAACUCUCAACAACCACGAAUACACAAGGGAGCUAUGGCACGGCACCUUUCUCCUAUGGGCCACGCUUCUACUCUGUGUAUUCAUCAACAUCUUCGUCAGCGCUGCGCUUCCGGCAAUCGAGGUCAUAGUCCUCAUCAUCCACAUACUGGGCUUCUUCGGAAUCCUAAUUCCUUUGGUUUACUUGACUCCUUCGCACCAUUCCGCCAAAGAGAUAUUCACGUCUUUCUAUAAUGAAGGGGGCUGGAAUAGCAAGGCUUUGGCUUUCUUCAUUGGCCUCCAAGGCAACGCUCUGGCCUUUGUAGGGACGGAUUCUACAGUGCACAUGUCCGAGGAAGUCAGGAACGCCAGUAUCGAUGUCGCCCGUUCCAUGAUUCUCAGUUUAGGAAUCAAUGGCUGUCUCGCGUUGGGAAUGCUCUUCGCGGUACUCUUCAGUGCUCCGGAUAUCCUUCAACUCCUAUAUGACGAAAGCCCCGUUCCAGCUUUUAUGAGGAUAUUCACGUACGCCACUGGCUCCGGUGCCGGCGCGACGAUCAUGACGAGUAUCAUCGUCGCUCUCGAGUUUUGCAGCGCAAUGGGUUGCUUAGCUGCUGCCUCACGGAUGACGUGGUCGUUUGCGCGAGAUCGAGGACUCCCUUUUGCACGAGCGCUGAGCAUGAUUGACAAGCGCACCACGAUCCCCGUAGUCUCCAUCCUGGCAGUCACCUUCUUCUCCGCCCUGCUUGCGCUCAUCAAUAUCGGAAACAACGUGGCAUUUAACGGCACCAUAUCCCUCGUGCUUGAAGGUUUCUACAUUUCCUACCUUCUGGCAAUCGGUUUACUCCUCUGGAGACGAAUCCGCGGGGACAUGGACGACCCGGGCUCUUCGUUAACGGCGUUCAACUCAUCAGCGAACCACGACGAAUCCUACGAUCGCAGUCUGACCUGGGGCCCAUGGCGGCUAAAAGGCGCCUUGGGAAUUGCGAACAACGUCAUCGCGUGCUGCUACCUUCUCCUGCUCAUAUUCUUCAGCUUCUGGCCCAACCAGUUCCGCAUAGCGGACCCAGCUCAGAUGAACUGGGCUGUCGUUGUAACAGCUUUCGUCGCACUAUUCAGUAUCGCCUACUACUUAAUCUGGGCCAAGAAGUCGUAUACAGGGCCCGUGGUCGAGGUAGAUCCUCACAAUCUGUGAAGAGAUGGAUGAGAGUGUUCAGAAAAGAGAGUGGUUAGGGGACGCAUUUCCUCGUUGCAUACGUUCGCUCACGUCGACACGGCCACAUUGCAUCAUUGGGGCUUGGGAAUGAGGGUGGGACUUUGCUUUCGUGGUAACGCAUAGAGUGGAGCAUUCGUUACGUAGGCAUGAAUUACGACCUGGUCAUGAUCGAGCCUGGGG